AUGGCGUGCACCCACUUUCCCAUCGCAGCUCGCCUAAUACCUCCAAAGAUUUCUCAAGCUGUUCACCGCGAAGAAUGUACUGAAUGCUUCGACAGUCAGGACAUGCCCCAGGGCAUCGAUGUAUGCUUGCAUUGCUUCAAUGGCGGUUGUGUUGAUGAGCAGGAUGGACACGGCGCUGAGGGUGGCCGCCACCAUGCCAGGAUUCAUUUCGAGAAGACGGGUCACCAGCUUGCAGUGAACAUUCGGAGGGUGCGAAAGCCGCGUCCGCAAACGGAUAACGACGAGCCCCCGCUGAAGCGACUGGCAAUCGGCGAGGAGAGAGAAGAAGACCAGUAUGAUUUCAUCAGAACUGUGAGAUGUUGGGGUUGUGGGGGAAAGCUUCUCCCCGAUGCGAUAAGCAACCUGCGUGUUGCGGCCAUUGUCGAUGGGAUUAGCGAGUCGAUGUCCUCUGCCCGCCAAUCAGAGGUCAAAGCAUGGGAGGAAGAAAUCACCGCAUGUGAACACACGCUCACGCUUCAUCAAACCCCCCCAUCAGCGAUACCUCCGUCCGGAUUGGCCCAUUGCAGUAAAUGUGAUCUUACAGAGAAUCUUUGGUUGUGCUUGGCCUGCGGCUCCUUGGGCUGCGGGAGAAAACAGCACGGUGGUGUUGGAGGUAAUGGCCACGGUCUCGAACAUUAUCUGGAGACGAAGCAUCCUGUCAGCGUCAAGCUGGGCACCAUCACUCCGGAAGGCAGCGCUGACAUCUUCUGUUACGACUGCGACGAGUCACGUCUCGACCCUGAACUGGCUUUCCACCUUGCCAACUUCGGCAUUAACGUUGCUAUUCAAACCAAAACGCAAAAGACUCUGACAGAGCUACAAAUUGAGCAGAAUCUUCACUUCGACUUUUCUCUCACGGAUGAACGUGGCCGAGCCUUGGAGCCGGUCUUCGGCAAAGGUCUCACUGGCCUGGCUAAUCUCGGUAAUAGCUGCUACUUAGCUUCGACUGUGCAAGCCCUGUUUGCUUUACCGCAGUUCCAGAAUCGUUAUCUUCCUUCAGCUGAACUUCAUGCCAUGCUUUGCCCUGUCAAGGACCCUUCCCAAUGCUUGGACUGCCAGAUGCACAAGUUGGCCGACGGGUUGCUUAGCGGUCGAUAUUCCAAGCCAGCUUCGCAUCAAACUCCCCCACCUGUCUCUUCCGAUCUCAACACUAUUUCUGACGACGCUAUGCCUGCCCCUACGUUCCAGGCUGGUCUCAAGCCAUCAAUGUUCAAGGCCCUUAUUGGAAAAUCACACCCAGAGUUUUCCACCAUGCGCCAGCAAGACGCUUCCGAGUUCUUGACGUAUCUUUUGCAACUGCUACGCCGAGACGGUCAACGCAAAUCUGUCGACGCUUCGAUGGAACCCCCCCACAUCUUUGAAUUUGGCACAGAGCAACGCCUUCAGUGCAAGAAAUGUAAUGGGGUUCGAUAUCGCGUCGACGAGAACGAGAUUGUUGGCAUUAACGUUCCAGUUCGAGAGACAGGAAAGAUGACUGAAGACGCAAAGAUAGUCUACGAGUCAGUCACUCUAGAAGAGUGCCUAGAGGCUCUCCAUGAAGAAGAGGAGAUUGAUUAUCGCUGCCCGCGGUGCAAGACAGAAGCACAGGCAGUUACGCAAACUAGCUUUGCGAGCUUCCCCGACGUCCUGGUCAUCAGCCCCAAGAAGUUUCAGCUAGUUAAUUGGGUACCGCAAAAGCUCGACGUACCGCUGAUCGUGCCCAUCGAUGGCACUCUCGUCCUCGACAAAUAUCUCGGGACGGGUCAACAGGAAGGAGAAGAUCUCCUUCCCGAGGAUGCGCUGGAAGGUGCGACAUUGCCUGAGUUCAAUGCCACUGCGAUGAGUCAGCUUGAGGGAAUGGGUUUCCCCACUGUCCGGUGUCAGAAGGCGUUACUGGCUACUGGAAACUCAGAUGCUGAGACCGCCAUGCAGUGGCUGUUUGAGCAUAUGGAAGAUCCUGACAUUGAUGAACUGAUCGCCUUGGGGUCCGCCACCGCGAGUACCGGCCCGGAAGCGAGUCCUGAACAGAUAUCAAUGCUCUCAGACAUGGGAUUCACCCAAGCGCAAGCAAAAAAGGCUCUCCACGAAACAGCAGGCAACAUGGAACGGGCGGUGGAAUGGUUAUUCAGUCACCCUGAAGCUGAUGACGAUGCCGUCGUUGAAGAGCAUGUUCCGGCGCCUGCCAAACCUAUCCCCGGUUCAACUGUCCUACCCGCAAAAUAUACCCUCAAGGCAUUGAUAUCUCACAAGGGACCAUCGGUACAUUCGGGUCACUACGUAGCGCAUAUCAAGGAACCUGAGCUCGGAUGGGUGUUGUUCAAUGACGAAAAGGUGGUGAAAGCGGAUCAAGAGAGCGUAGAGAGUCUGGGAAAGCUAGCAUACUUGUAUGUGUUUGAGAAAGCGUUGUAGAGACAUGACGCAGGGUUGAAGUGAAUACUGCCAUCCAACAACUCAUUGCGUGUACAAAUGAAAUC
Dacryopinax primogenitus is the source of this 2492-nucleotide messenger RNA. RefSeq names its product ubiquitin carboxyl-terminal hydrolase 14. The record is from RefSeq and is a predicted model, not a curated record. The coding region runs from base 1 to 2427 and encodes 808 amino acids. The transcript has 5 exons. Lineage: Eukaryota; Fungi; Basidiomycota; Dacrymycetes; Dacrymycetales; Dacrymycetaceae. Gene Ontology annotation, biological process: protein deubiquitination. Gene Ontology annotation, molecular function: cysteine-type deubiquitinase activity; protein binding; zinc ion binding.